This is a messenger RNA of Penicillium olsonii, 1194 nucleotides long. NCBI's taxonomy places the organism in Eukaryota, Fungi, Ascomycota, Eurotiomycetes, Eurotiales, Aspergillaceae. The record is from the annotation of a GenBank genome assembly.
AUGCGGCAGAUCGGGGUCCGCCUUGAGAUAAUCUUGCCGAUCUAUUCAUCUCUUCGUGCAAGGACUGGCAGUACAACUUUCCAGCAAGCCUCAAAGAUGUCUGAUAAUCGCCCUUCAACCCCUCCACCGGCCAAGGCCGCUGGAAGUGGACAAAUCCCCCGAGGCCCAAUCACCCCAGAGCAACAGCGGAGGAUGGAGCUCAGCCGGAUGAAAGCCAAGGCUCUGCGUGAACAACAUGAGGCUAAACUCGCUCAAGCCGCCACAUCCCAACCGCCAACAGGCGCCAAGCGCUCAUUUGCCUCGAUGGCAUCCAACCAGCCUGCCAAUAUGCGCGAUGCUUCAGCAAAUAAUAGGCCGCUAGACACAAUCCAGCCGGCGCGCAACUUUACCAAAUUCGUUGAUUAUGACUUCAGCAAGAUGACCGAUACGAAGGGUGGAUUCUUAACGCAAGAAGAUGACCCUUUCAACAAGCAACUCCAUGUGACGGAUGAAAAAGAAGCGCAGAAGCCUGCAAACAUGACACAAAAAGAAUGGGAGCGACAUCAAAUACUACAGAAACUCAAACGGAACCGAGAAGGGCCCUACGAGCCUGGUCUUAGUGUCUUGGACGACAAAAGCAAGCAGAAGAAAUGUCGCGAGUGCAGUAGUCUUGAAAUUGACUGGAAGUGGGACGAAGAGUUGAAGUGUAGCAUUUGCCAUGCUUGCAAGGAGAAAUUCCCUGAGAAAUACAGUCUACUGACCAAGACAGAAGCUAAGGAGGAUUAUCUUCUCACAGAUCCCGAGCUCCGGGAUGAAGAUCUACUCCCACGCCUGGAGCGCCCCAACCCACAUAAGUCUACAUGGAACAGCAUGAUGCUGUAUCUCCGAUACCAAAUAGAGGAAUAUGCAUUCUCAGACAAGAAAUGGGGCUCCACAGAAGCGCUGGACGCGGAAUUCGAAAAGCGAGAGGCUGACAAAAAGCGGCGGCGAGAGGAAAAGUUCAAGACCAAAUUGCAGGACUUGAAGAAGCGCACACGCGUCGAGGCCUACCGACGUAAUCGACAAGGUGGCUCUGGCGGAGACUUUGGUGACGAUUUGGCAUCUCGUCGGAAGCAUAUUCAUGAAUGGGGUCGUUCUGUUGAUAAUCCAGAGACCGGCAUCCCUGUCAAGACCUGCGUCACAUGUGGGAUGGAGGUGGAGGAACUGGAAUUCUAA